Fusarium falciforme is the source of this 1308-nucleotide messenger RNA. RefSeq lists its product as hypothetical. The transcript has a single exon. The record is from RefSeq and is a predicted model, not a curated record. Gene Ontology annotation, molecular function: phosphoadenylyl-sulfate reductase (thioredoxin) activity. Gene Ontology annotation, cellular component: cytoplasm. Bases 358 to 1308 code for a protein of 316 amino acids. Lineage: Eukaryota; Fungi; Ascomycota; Sordariomycetes; Hypocreales; Nectriaceae.
CGAAUUACUAACGCUGCCUCUGGCUGGGGGCCUGCGGGCGGUCGCCCGGACAGAGCAUGUAAAGCCCCCCUUGACCACCACAGCAGGCCUCUCCCUCUCUUAAAGAAUUUGACUGCCCUCUCUUCAUCGUUGUGUUCGUCAUCUUCCCCGUCUUGCCUCCUACAACGUGCUUCCGAGCCUUGUCCUGUAUCCAGUCAGCACAAUAUUUGCGUCAUCAACUGUGUCAGAGCUUCUCCAAGCAUCCACCUUAACUCACCGUUGAAUAUAACCCCGGGGUACUCUCGUCGACUGUCCCAGCUCCCGAAACCCCUCAGACAACAAUCUCUCUCCUCGUACCAUACUUCAUCCACCGCCAACAUGCCCGCUUUCAUCUCUCAGUCCUCCUCGCAGUCGUCCUUUCAGGACAUCAAGCUCGAGUGCGAGUCGGGCUAUGUCUCUGGACAGAACUCGGAAUACUCAUCGCCCUCAUCAUCAACCAUCCUCCCUCAGAUCUCUCUCACCAAGGCCCACAUCGACCACCUCAACAACAUGCUCGAGACCAUGCACCCCAUGGACAUCCUCCGAUUCUGCAAGGUCAUGUUCCCUAACCUAUAUCAGUCGACCGCCUUCGGUCUGACUGGUCUCGUCACCAUGGACAUGCUGUCCAAGAUUCAAAAGGAGCACCCCAACUCCCCCACCGUCGACCUCAUCUUCUUGGAUACCUUGUACCACUUUCAGGAGACACACGACCUAGUCGACCGGGUCAAGGCCCGAUACCCCAAUGUCCCCGUGCACAUCUUCAAGCCUGAUGGUGUCAACACUGCUGAGGAGUUCGAGGACAUGUACGGCAAGGAGAUGUGGAACACCGCCUCUGAGAUGUACGACUGGAUCGUCAAGGUCGAGCCCCUCCAGCGAGCCUAUGAGGAGCUGAAGGUCGCCGCCGUGCUCAACGGUCGUCGACGAUCUCAGGGUGCCGCCCGCGGCUCCAUCCCCAUCAUCGAGUACGAUGAUGAGCGUGCCGUCGUCAAGAUCAACCCCCUGGCCACUUGGUCUUUCAAGCAAGUCAACGACUACAUCAAGGAGCACAAUGUCCCCUACAACGCCCUCCUCGACCAGGGCUACAAGUCCGUCGGCGACUGGCACUCGACCGUCCCCGUCAAGGAUGGCGAGGACGAGCGAGCUGGUCGCUGGAAGGGCCAGGCCAAGACCGAGUGCGGUAUCCACAACAAGAAGUCGAGGUAUGCCGAGUUCCUCGCCCAGAUGGAGCAAAAGCAGAAGGAGGAGAAACUGGCCGCGGCCCUCGAGCAGGUGGCUCUGCCCGCCGUAUAA